This is a messenger RNA of Dioscorea cayenensis subsp. rotundata (Guinea yam), 1361 nucleotides long. RefSeq names its product protein LYK5. The transcript has a single exon. Bases 34 to 1311 code for a protein of 425 amino acids. Gene Ontology annotation, biological process: protein phosphorylation. NCBI's taxonomy places the organism in Eukaryota, Viridiplantae, Streptophyta, Magnoliopsida, Dioscoreales, Dioscoreaceae. The record is from RefSeq and is a predicted model, not a curated record. Gene Ontology annotation, molecular function: ATP binding; protein kinase activity.
UAUCCUCAUCCUCCAUCGAUCGAUCCCCGGCCCAUGAUCUGGAGAUCGAAGCGGAUGUGCAAAUCCCGAGGCGACGCCCUCGCCACGGAGCCCAAACCCAGACCGUCCGAUCAUAUCUCGAGAUCCAGAUCUCAACCCUCCACUACCCUCAACUCCUCCUCCUCCUCCUCCGCCACCGCCGCCGCCGCCGCCGCCACAACCAGCAGCUCGAGCUCCAGCUCCAGAGCCACCGCAUCUUCGUCAUCGUCGUCGAGCCGCACCUCCCUCGCCAGCGUCCGUGCUUCGCUCCCCGAAACCCCAAUCAUCUACCACUUCCGCGAGAUCUCCACCGCCACUAACGGCUUCCUUUCUCCCCGCCUCUCAUCGUCCUCCUCCUCAUGGCGCUGCUCCUUGCGCGGCCGCGAUGUCGUCGUUGUCCAGCGCCGCUUCCUCUCCGGCGACCCCUCCACCCUUCCCACCCGUCUCUCCGCCCUCUCCCGCGCUCACCACUCCGCCAUAAUCCCUCUCCUUGGCGCCUCCUUCGUCUCCCCUCAUCUCUAUCUCGUCUAUGAAUACGCUCCUGGAGCUUCUCUUUCUCUUCUUCUACGAAACCCUAGAAACCCUAGUUUCACCCCGCUUUCAUCCUGGUCUUCUCGCGUCCAGAUCGCCGCCGACGUCGCCCAGGGGCUUGACUACAUCCACCAGCACUCCCCAGCUUCCCUCAAUGGCGCUGCUCCCAUCCACAACCGCAUCAAGAGCUCCAGCAUCAUCGUCUCCGACUCAGAUCUCCGCGCCCGCAUCUGCCACUUCGGCGCCGCGGCUUUAUCCGGCGAGAUCCCUAAUGAUUCCACGGCCCCCAACACGUCCUUGAUCCAGGGCACAAGAGGUUAUAUGGCGCCGGAGGUGAUCGCCGGUGGUUCGAUCUCCCCGAGUUCAGACAUCUUCGCCUUCGGUGUGGUCCUCCUCGAACUACUCUCCGGCAAGGAAGCACUAAAAUACAAUUUUCCGACUGAGAAGAUGGUUGUGGAGAGAACCUCAGUGAUCGAGACGGCGAGGGAGACGAUCGGGGCCGGUGACGAGGAUGCGGACGACGAGGAGAGAUCGGGGAGGGUGAGGAGGUGGAUGGAUAUGCGGCUCCGAGAUUCGUUCCCAGUGGCGUCGGCGGAGAAGCUCAUAAGGGUAGCACUCCGGUGUGUGGCGGAGGAGGCGACGGCGCGGCCGGGGAUGGAGUGGGUCGCCGGCAAGAUCUCGAAGGUCUUGCUGGAGUCCAAAGAGUGGGAGAAAAGGAUCCAGAUGCCCACCGACAUCUCCGUCUCUCUCGCUCCACGAUGACGACGACGACGACCCUUUUUUUUUUUUAAAGAAAUUUUUUUAAAAAAAAA